AUGGGUUUUUCCAAACCCUUGAAGCUCUUGAACAGAGUUAGUUUUCCCAAACCCCAAUUCCGCAACUUGCAUUGUUUGCACACACAGCAUCAUCAUCAUUAUCAUCAUGAUGAUAACAUUGUUACUGCAAUAUGCAAUUCGUUUAGAAAGAGAUGGAAUUGGGACACCAUAACCAACAAGUUUGGUUCUCUCGAAUUCAACGAUUCAUUGGUGGAACACGUUCUCUUGGAGUUUAAGGAUCCAAUUGAAGCCAAAAGCGCACUGGGUUUCUUCCAUUGGUCCAAGAACAGGAACAGCAACAGCUUCCAACAACAUGGGAUUCGGUCUUAUUGCAUAGCAAUCCACGUUUCGGUGAGAGCCAUGUUGUUAACCGAUGCCAAAGCAUUGCUCCAAUCGCUUUUGAACAAAAACAAGGAAAAGGAAGAUCGUGUGGUUGUGGAUUCGCUACUUGACACGUACGAGGUUGUUUCUGGUUCUUCUUCUCACCCAUUGGUGUUUGAUCUGUUGAUACAGGCUUAUGCCAAGAUGAGGAUGACACGUGUCGCUUUCGACACGUGUCUUUACGUGGAGGAACGCGGAUUCUCCGUUAGUUUGGUUAGUUACAACUCUUUGCUUCAUGUUAUGCAGAAAUCAUUGAAAUCUGAUGAUGGCUGUGAUUGUGACAUGGUUUGGAAUGUUUACGAGCACAUGAUUUGGAAAAGGGUUUACCCGAAUGUGGUGACUUUGAGGAUCAUGGUUGAUGCCCUAUGCAAGGAUGGUGAGUUGCUGAGAAUUGUGGACUUGUUGGAACAAAUUUUGGGGAAGAGGAGUUCUUCUUCUCCAUCUGUGAUUGUGAAUUCAAGUUUGAUAUUCAGGGUCUUGGAGAGUGGGAAAAUGGAAAAAGUUGAAGAAAGUGAAGUGGUUGUGUUGUUGAAGAGAAUGUUGCAAAAGAAUUUGAUUCCUGACUUGGUUGCUUAUUCUCUGAUUGUCCACGUUAAGGUGAAGUUAGGGAAUUUGGAUUCUGCUUGGGAGCUUUAUCAAGAGAUGAUUGCAAGAGGUUUCAAGGCAAAUUCUUUUGUUUACACAUCGUUUAUAGGAGCAUUCUUUGCGGAGGGGAGAGUGGAAGAAGCUGAAGGUUUAAUGGGAGAAAUGGAAGAAAGGAGGUUGAAGCCAUAUGGUGAGACUUUUGAUCAUCUUAUAGUUGGAUAUGCUAAUUUGGGAAGAUUGGAGGAAUGCUUGGGAGUUUGUGAGAAAAUGUUGAGUAUUGGGUUUGUUCCUAGUUGUUUGUCAUUCAAUAAGAUGGUAGAAAGGUUAUGUGAGAGGGGGGAUGUGGAUCAGGCAAAUUCCAUGUUGACAUUGUUGUUGGAUAAAGGGUUCUUACCCAAUGAUGUUACAUACUCUUAUCUGAUACAGGGUUAUGCCAAAAAGGAUGAGGUUCAGGAAGUUCUUAAGCUGUAUUAUGAAAUGGAGUACAGGUCUAUGUGUCCUGGAUUAUCUGUUUUCACAUCAGUGAUUCAGAGUUUAUGCCAUUGUGGAAAGCUUGAAGAUGCAGAAAAGUAUCUGAGUAUUAUGAAAGGUCGUUUGCUAACCCCAAGUGCGACCAUAUAUAGGACAUUGAUUGCCGGCCAUAUGCGGAAGGGUAACAGCGCUAGGGCUCUUCAGCUUGAGAAUGAAAUGGCUUCUUUGGAGUUGUAACCUGGUUAUUGUGCCAACAAGAGGUGAAGCCUAAAACCCAGAUACUCUGAAAGAACAAAAUGCUGCUUCGAAGACAAUAUACGCUGGAAUCUUGUCAUACAAUGUGGAAUGGGCUGAUAUGUAUAAAUUACAUCUCGUGCAGAUAAAGAAGGGAGGUUACUUUAGAGGCUUUGGACAUGUUGAGUUUUCAACAGCAGAAGCAGCACAAAAAGUAAGCUUUGUGACCUUGUUGUAGUCUGUGCAAAUCAUUUUAGACUUCCAACCAGCAUUUCAAAGACAGUCAUACCUUUGGAAGUAAUACUGCCAUAUACUUUUUAGGUACACUUAGAUUUUAUAGAAAUAUUUUUCUCAUUCCCAGUAUUUCCCUUGAAAUAUAUUGACUCCAUUUGAUUUUUGAAAUAAAUUUUUAUCCUGCAUUUGGCUGUAGUUUGAAGCUUUAUUAUUGUUGAUAUUGCUAGAACCUGCAAUUUUCAUGGGGAGGGUAUCACUUCAUGGUUGUCUUCAAGAAGUAUGUACUCUUCAUAAAUGUACAUAUAUAUCAAUGUUAAUGUGUCAAUUUCAUGCUAUUGUGGAUAAGAGAUGCGAUGGAAUAUAGGAAGUUCCUCUAAUUAGAUUUGUACAAAUGUAUUGUACCUCCAAACGUGAAGAUCCAAGCUGUACGAUUGCCAUGAUCUUAUUCUAAGACUUUCUU
Gastrolobium bilobum is the source of this 2365-nucleotide messenger RNA. Its product is annotated as pentatricopeptide repeat-containing protein At1g66345, mitochondrial. Gene Ontology annotation, molecular function: protein binding. Bases 1 to 1674 code for a protein of 557 amino acids. The record is from RefSeq and is a predicted model, not a curated record. Lineage: Eukaryota; Viridiplantae; Streptophyta; Magnoliopsida; Fabales; Fabaceae. The transcript has 3 exons.